Xenia sp. Carnegie-2017 is the source of this 2369-nucleotide messenger RNA. RefSeq names its product ribosomal RNA processing protein 1 homolog B-like. Gene Ontology annotation, cellular component: preribosome, small subunit precursor; nucleus; preribosome, large subunit precursor. Gene Ontology annotation, biological process: rRNA processing. The transcript is spliced from 13 exons. The coding region runs from base 2 to 2065 and encodes 687 amino acids. The record is from RefSeq and is a predicted model, not a curated record. NCBI's taxonomy places the organism in Eukaryota, Metazoa, Cnidaria, Anthozoa, Malacalcyonacea, Xeniidae.
AAUGGCUACGGCCAGACAGAUUGGCGGUGGAGCAGAGACCUAUUUUGCCAAGAAACUAGCGAGUAAUGACAAAAUCGUGAGAGAUAAAGCCGUGAAAAAGUUGAAAGCAUGGAUAUUGUCACGAAGCUCUAAAUCUACAGAUCUCAAUGAAAAUAACUUGAUGAAACUUUGGAAAGGUCUUUUCUUUUGUGUAUGGAUGGCAGAUAAACCAAAUGUUCAGGAAGAAUUAGCAGAGGUAAUUGCACAACUUCUUCACUGUUUUCAAGAUGUUUCUUCAGCUCUGGAUUAUCUUCAUGCGUUUUAUAAAACUAUUUGCCGGGAAUGGCAUGGAAUUGACAGACUUCGCCUUGACAAGUUUUACUUGCUCAUUCGUAAAUUUGUCCUUGAGACUUUCAAUUAUCUCAAGAAACAAAAUUGGAAAGAAAAAUCUGUAAAGUUGGUUAAUGAAAUGCUGACAUCUGGACCAUUGUCCUCUUCUUGUGAGACAUUUUUUGUUCCUGAAGGUGUACAAUCACAUAUGAUUCAAGUAUACCUUGAAGAACUAGGAAAGUGUCAACUGUCUCAUAUUGAAGGACCUGUUCUUCUUCAACUAUUUCAACCAUUCAUUCAACUAUUAGCCAACAUCAAACGGAAAGUGAUUCUAACAACUUUAUCCCGAGAGAUAUUUGAUAAAAUCUUCGUAAAAGAUGACGAGACUAGUGAAUAUCCGAUCAAGAUGGACUUUUCAUCUCUAAGUGAAGAACUGUUUUCAUGGGCUAGUCGUAGAGACAUCCCAAUUAGAAACAGACAAAUUUUGUAUGAGUAUAUUGAAAAAGUCAAGACCAUUUCCCAGGAAAGUGAGACCACUCCUGCAAAAGACGGAAAUCAUAGAAUAAAUGGAUUUGUUGACGAAGAUUUGAAGACUGAUGACAAUGACAAAGACAGUACUGUCUUAACCAAUACGAAUAUACCCAACCAAAAUUUUAGCCGAAAAUCAAACAAAAAGACCAAACGAGAACGAGUGGUACAAAAUACCGAGAAAAGUGAUGUUCAAAUUGUUACGAAUAACAAUUUUUCUGAAACUGAGCACAGUUUCAAAAAGAAAAAAAGAUCUAAGAAGGCAAAAACUGCCAACGACAGUUCUACUGGUGUUAAUACGUCAAUUAAUGGUUUAUUGAAAGGUAAUGAGAUUGUUGCUCAUGAAAACGACGAGGCAAUCGCUUUAGAAUCAUCAGAAAACAAGAACGUCAUAAAAAAUAGCGGAACUAGUAAGAGGAGAAAAAUGAAUUCCAAAGUUGCCGAUGUAACAAUUAUAAAUUCGAAAGACGGAUAUAAAUCUAACGGGAAAAGAAAAAUGAAAAAGGUCGUGAACAUAAAAUUGUCGAUGAGAGCGAAACGAGUCAUUAUGAAUGCUGACAGUGAGGUAUUCUCAGAAAACAACGCGAAUGACGAUGAAUUAUCCCGCGUGGAAUUUCCUACGGAAAGUGAUGACUUGGAAGACGUUAACAAUACUAUUAAUUCUUUAGAUGGGUCGUAUUUGAGCACGUUUUCCCGUAAAAAUAUUCGUAAACUCCGUUCCUCAAAGAAAACAACUUCAAAAAGUGAGCAUAAAUCUAAGCCAUCUCCCGAGGAAAACAUUUUACAAGCGCAAACAUCUCUCGUUCAAAAUUCUUUUGAGGAAUGUCGUUCAUCAGAGCCUAAUGAAGAUGAUAACAAAAGGCAAGAUACUAACGUUUCAACAAGUGAUAACCGUGACAGUGACUCGAUGCCUAUAGCCAUGUUUGUCCGUCAUUCUUUGAAGAAAUUGAACAAUAAUUCUGAUGGAAAAUCGCAGGGAGACAAAUCGACCAUUGACAAACAGGAAAGCUCCAGUCAGAAGAAAAAAGUGCGCAUAGAAUUAUCGAAGAACACCAGUCACUCAACUAGAGAUUACCGUCAUCUGCUCAAGUGUAAACUUGUCAUUCCAUAUGAUGCCGGGAAGAAACCCGGUCAAAGUUUAUUGAAAACGUCUUUUUCACCGGAGACCAGUAAGUGUACGGGUGCUUUGAAACCACAGAAGCGUCCAACUGCGUCUGAUUUUUUUUAAACAUACAAUUUUAUGUCUGUCAAACCUCUUAUAAUCUCUCUUGUCAUCCUCACCAACUGCAAACAUUAACAAAUUGAAAUGAUGCGAUUGCUUGUAUCAUUCUGUCAAUUAUUCCCUCGCAUUCAGUAAGAUUUUUUAACAUGCUUAUAACUAAAUUGUGCUCAAUUUUUGUUGUGUAUUGUUGAUUAUCGUGGGAAUUCAAAAAAAAUCUAGGAAUCUUGCUGCAAACAGUGUUUAUAUAAAAUAGGACUUUAUAAAACAUGUAAAACUUAAUGAGUAAUGUAUAUUAAAUUAUCAAAAAUAA